ACAAUAUAAUUACAACGCUCACAAUAAGCACAUUUCAAACCCUCAAGCCCGUUCUUCAAGAACCCCAACUUCAUACCAUGGCUGGUCGCGGCAAGGGCAAGACCUCGGGCAAGAAGGCCGUGAGCCGCAGCGCCAAGGCCGGCCUGCAGUUCCCUGUCGGCCGCAUUGCGCGCUACCUGAAGAAGGGCAAGUAUGCCGAGCGCAUCGGUGCCGGCGCGCCUGUGUACCUGGCCGCUGUGCUGGAGUACCUGACCGCUGAGGUGCUGGAGCUGGCUGGCAACGCCGCCCGCGACAACAAGAAGAACCGCAUCGUGCCCCGCCACAUCCAGCUGGCCAUCCGCAACGAUGAGGAGCUGGGCAAGCUGCUGGGCGAGGUGACCAUCGCCUCGGGCGGUGUGCUGCCCAACAUCCACGCCGUGCUGCUGCCCAAGAAGACCAAGGGCGGCAAGGGCGAGGAGACCGCCUAAGCAAUUUCAUUCCCACUUG
Molecule: messenger RNA, 486 nt
Organism: Chlamydomonas reinhardtii
Lineage: Eukaryota; Viridiplantae; Chlorophyta; Chlorophyceae; Chlamydomonadales; Chlamydomonadaceae
Exons: 1
Coding region: 78-467 (129 amino acids)
Cellular component (GO): nucleosome
Molecular function (GO): protein heterodimerization activity; DNA binding; structural constituent of chromatin
Source: RefSeq, a predicted model, not a curated record